This is a messenger RNA of Cordyceps fumosorosea ARSEF 2679, 726 nucleotides long. Its product is annotated as Acyl-CoA N-acyltransferase. Gene Ontology annotation, molecular function: acyltransferase activity, transferring groups other than amino-acyl groups. Lineage: Eukaryota; Fungi; Ascomycota; Sordariomycetes; Hypocreales; Cordycipitaceae. The transcript is spliced from 2 exons. Bases 1 to 726 code for a protein of 241 amino acids. The record is from RefSeq and is a predicted model, not a curated record.
AUGGCCUUUAUACGACCAUACCAAGAGUCGGACUUUGACGACAUGUCACACAUUUGCCGCGAGACGCUCCCGGCUUCGCUCGCCGCCUCGGAGCCCGCGCGGCGGCUCGCGCCCUACAUCUGGACGCACCAGUACACGCUCCUCUCACCCUCGACGUGCUUCGUCCUCGACGACGGCCGCACCGGGCGCGCCGUCGGCUACUGCAUCGGCUGCCCGGAGGUGCCCGCCUUCUGCGCCGCCUACCCGCGGUACGUGCGCGAGGUGCUCGACGGUCGCGGGCGCGCCAACGGCGACGUCCGCGCCGAGACCAGACCCCCGCCGGAGGGGGAGGAAGGGGAGGAUGCGCCACGCGCGGCUUGGAUAGACCCGGACACGGGCAGGAUCAGCGAGGCGGCGCUGGCGCAGCUGGCGUUCUCGCCGAGGAGGCUGCUGCUGGACGGCACGGAGGAUUUGCUGCGCGAGGGAUACCGCGGCACGAUGCACAUUGAUCUGCUGCCGGAGUACCAGGGGAAGGGCUGGGGGCGGAGGUUGCUGGAGGCGCUGGUGGAGAGCAUGAGACCGGCGGCCGGCGGCGAGGCGGGGGAAGGGGAGGAGAGGUCUAGGGGGAUAUGGCUGGGGGUGGGCGCGGAGAAUAGCAAGGUGGUGCCGUUUUACGAGAAGCUGGGCUUCCGCGUCAAGGAGCGCGAGAUCAAGACGUCGACAAUCAUCAUGGUGAGGGAUUACUGA